Molecule: messenger RNA, 132 nt
Organism: Haemonchus placei
Lineage: Eukaryota; Metazoa; Nematoda; Chromadorea; Rhabditida; Trichostrongylidae
Source: the annotation of a GenBank genome assembly
CUGAGGAAAAACAAAACUUCCAAGGUGUAUGAUGAUGACUUCGAUUUGGUCAGCGAUCAACUUACCGAUGAAGAGAUUGAAGAAGUGAAAAAUCAGAUAAGAGAAACCUGUGCCGCAUUGAGACUCACGUAA